AUGAUCCCCAUUCACCUUUACGCAACUCAAUUCUUCAUGUCCACGAGCCUGAAUGGAGGUAGGUCAUCUUAUGACCUUCAUCGCCACGUCUAUUGGCUUUCCAACAGAACCGUUACUAUAAGGCUGAUCUGUGCGGCUUUCAAGAUGCUUCGGCCGGCUUCAGGUCCAGAUCAGCUAAGCACGUUGUACUCACGGGCGUGGAACCAGUGGUAUUGUAUCUCAUCAGCAGACCAUCUCUGCACACGAGAGAAAAUACUCCAGCCCAGCAUGCACCCAGAAUUCAUGCCCAUGAAGCAUAAUCGACCAGAUCAAAGAUGCACAGGGCCAGGCCGGGCCGAGACCAGAAACCUGAGCGAUGAAGCCAACGAUCUCCCAGAGCCCGAUGUCACUUCUCCCCAGACUCCGAUGGUUUUGACGACUCCCUCGCAACAGCUCAUCCGAAGGCGAUCAAGGUCGAACGAAAUCCAAAUCGACGUAUCCAAGGCCAUUCGCGCGGCUCCAGACAACCCUCUGGUUCAGAAAUCUCUCCGCCGGGCUCGAAGACAUCAAAUUCGUAGGAUCAACUCGGGCCACCAGAUCGGAAAAUGUGCCGCUGAGUUUUCUUGCGCAGGAAUUUCCGAGUGCCUUGUUUCGGGGAGGUCGUGGGAGGCGUUGUUCCAUAUUGAGACCACGUCGUCUCCUCAUAGAAUCCGGGUAGAAGAAUCUCCAGCGACCUCUGGCUUCACUUUCACGCGUUUGCACACGCAAAGUGAAGCGGGAGCGGGAGGCAAUCCACUUCCGCAUUCCAGUCAACACUCCGCAACACCACCCCCUUUGUCCACCACCACCACCACCACCACCACCGCCAAAAUGCAACGCGAAGCCUACACCCCCACAACAACAGCCACUGCGGCCAACCAGCCAUCCUCUGCAGCCGCCGCCGCCGCAAACCCAUUCCCAACCCAGGCCACGGAUUCCGCGAACCAAAAAAUCCACUACAUCUGCCUGAUCCCGUCCGCUGUCUGGAAUGUGGAGAGCGCAUUUUUCACGCCGAAAGGGAAGGGUGAGCAAAGAUAUUUGAGGCGCGUUGAGGGGAGACGAACGAAUCAUGUCAAGUUACGGACCCAGGCAGGCGCUCGAAGGAUGAAUAUCGUCGAGGACUCGAGGGCUGAGAAUUUCAUCGUCGAAAAGCGGUGCGAUUCGACACGAGGAGAACAUCCGAGGUUGCUAGCAGGGUUUUAUAAACAGAAGAGCAACAACGCCAUACCUGUUCUUCGUGCCUGCCUCGUAUACCAUCGUACUCUCGUAGCCGGUCACACCAUUGAUUUGAUUCAAGUGAGGUGUUUCAUCGUCUUCUUACUGGGCUGGUCGCUGACUUUGAUCAGGACUGACGCUGAGCUAAGAGAAGCCUCUCGUGCGUAUUAUCGUCAGACUGUACCUCGCAGGGACUACGUGGCUGGGCAUAUGUGUAUGCACGAUUUAUUCAAGUCGUUCUUUCGUACUCGCACAGAAGAGAUGGUUGAUUGUUUUAAACGCGUAGAAAGCUCCAGGCUUUAUCGUGCUUGA
Molecule: messenger RNA, 1545 nt
Organism: Pseudocercospora fijiensis CIRAD86
Lineage: Eukaryota; Fungi; Ascomycota; Dothideomycetes; Mycosphaerellales; Mycosphaerellaceae
Exons: 16
Coding region: 1-1545 (514 amino acids)
Source: RefSeq, a predicted model, not a curated record